AACAAACCUGUAUUUCAAAUUGUUUGAUCAAUGGAUUAUACAUACAAUUAACAUCUUCUCGUGGAAUAUUAAAAAUUUAGUGAACAUCGUAUUAAAACAUUCAUUUUUAUUCACAUCGCUUUGUACUAAAUUAAAAUGGCUACCAUACAAGAAGAAGUAAAAAAUUUUAUUCGACGAGCUGUUAUUACAACAGACCCGCAAAAAGCUGUCACGGAAUAUUUCUUCUCGAAGCAAAAAGAUCGUGAUAUUAAGUAAUGUAACAAAGAAACUAUUUCAUAUAAUCAAUUUGCGAUACAUUACAAGUAUAUUCUUUGCAUUCUUUUAUUUUCAGUUCGAUAACAAUUAGGAAACUGAUGUAAAAUUUUAUGAAAAAGGUUGUCAAAGUAUCUUAUUUUUAUGCUUUUUCUUUAUAUAAUUAAAAAAAAGCUAACAUUUCCAAAGAUAUGUGAGUUUUGUCUUUUAUGUAUUAGAAAGUAUCCUGAAUGGGAUAAGCCAAGAGUUUACCCGGCAUUAGAAGUAGUUAGAGCGCGUUGUGAGUUAGCAAAAACCGAAGAGAGAUUACGUGCAAAAUGGGUCGAACAAGAGAAAAAGCGGAAAUUCAUGGACGAGCAAUGGGACGAGAUGAGACGUCAGGAAUUGUUUCUCCGAGAAUCAUUUAUAAAAUUCAACAGAUUCGUGAGGGAAAAUCAAGAAAAACGCGAUCGCGCGGAUAGCAAAAUUAAAGAAGAACGCGAUCGUCAAGCAAGUAGGAUGGAAGAAAUAAAAGAACUCGAAGAAAAAUUAAGUUACAUGAAUGAUGUUCGAGAUAGGAUGAAGAAAUAUGUAAAAGAAUAUAAAAAAUAUCAUGAUUAUUUAGACAGGGUCAUUGUCGAAACAGGCGAAUUUCAUUCGAUUUUUGAGAUUUUUAAUCGUUACGAAACUUUAAUCGAAGCACGAACGAUUUUGUCCGAGCAUCAGGAUAAAAAUCUCGAGAUAUUAGAAGAAAGGGGAACAGAAAUGCAUCAUAUGACAGAGGCAAAGUCACAAAAAAUUAUGGGGUUGAAUAGUAAAUUAGCGCAACUACAAGCAAGACGCGAUUGGGCAGAAGUACAAGCUCGUAAAUGGGAAACAAUCGUGGCUGAAAUAAAAGUAACUGCAGCGGAGAAAAAUUUGGAGCACAUGCAAGUAAAAACGUGUUGCUGGAAUCUAUAUCAACAGAUCUGCAAGAGAAAGGAUAUUCCCGUGACUGUAAGCAAAGAUGACGUCGAGCAACAGUUAAAUCAUAUUAAACGAACCAUUCUUGAAUUAAAACGAAUCAUAAGAGUUGCAAAAAAACGCGCAGCGAAAUAAGAGAAUCGUUUUACUUGAAAUUACUUGUCCAGCUACUGUAAAUAAAUAUUCUAAAGAAAUUAAAUAUAUAUAUAUAUAUA
This is a messenger RNA of Bombus terrestris (buff-tailed bumblebee), 1409 nucleotides long. Its product is annotated as cilia- and flagella-associated protein 73. Bases 397 to 1329 code for a protein of 310 amino acids. The transcript has 3 exons. Lineage: Eukaryota; Metazoa; Arthropoda; Insecta; Hymenoptera; Apidae. The record is from RefSeq and is a predicted model, not a curated record.